UGUGGCUGAAAAAUGAAGAAACCAUAGCUCUUUAAAUUGGUACCAAAACUCAUUCAUUCAUCCACAGAAAGGCGUUGUUACUAUUCUCCCCCAACCACCCCCGCUCCGCCGCUCCUCCGCCGCAGUUAAAUGGCGGCAACCGCGGACUUCCGCCGCCUCAAAUUCGUUUCAUCCGGAAACACUCCCAACCGCCGCCCCUACGCCACUAAUUUUACUGCCCCAAUUUCAUUUAGCGUAAACAAAUUCGAAUUUCAAUUCCACCCUAGAAAUUACUUAUCCUCCGGUAAAUUCGAUUUUUUGCACCACAAACGGCGUCGUAGUAGGUUGGGGGUCUGCUGCCAGGCCGCCGGCGCUGGUGUUCAACCCCGUUCUGCCGCUUCCGAAAAGGACCUUGCACUCACCGCUCGUGCGGGCAAAGACCGCCUAUUGAAGGUGGCUUCGUCGAAUAUAAGGAACUUCUGCAUUAUAGCACACAUUGACCACGGAAAAUCGACACUGGCGGACAAGCUGCUUCAGAUGACCGGGACAGUAGAAAACAGAGAUAUGAAGGAGCAGUUUCUCGAUAAUAUGGACUUGGAGAGAGAAAGAGGCAUCACCAUCAAAUUACAGGCUGCAAGGAUGCGUUUUAUGUAUAACAAUGAACCAUAUUGCCUGAAUCUUAUUGAUACACCUGGUCAUGUUGACUUCUCCUAUGAGGUUUCGCGCUCUCUUGCCGCCUGUGAGGGUGCUCUUCUUGUUGUAGAUGCCUCCCAGGGAGUGGAGGCCCAAACAUUGGCUAAUGUUUAUUUGGCCUUGGAAAACAACCUUGAAAUUAUUCCAGUUCUGAACAAGAUAGAUCUUCCAGGUGCUGAGCCAGAACGUGUUUGCAGAGAGAUAGAAGAGGUCGUCGGUCUUGAUUGUAGCGAUGCAAUUUACUGCUCGGCAAAGGAAGGAAUAGGUAUCAACGAAAUCCUAAAUGCAAUAGUUCAAAAGAUCCCCCCACCUAAGGAUAAUGCAGAAAAGCCCUUGAGGGCUCUCAUAUUUGAUAGUUACUAUGAUGCUUACCGAGGUGUCAUUGUAUAUUUCCGACUUAUUGAUGGGACGUUAAAGAAAGGUGACAGGAUAAUGUUUAUGGCCAGUCAAAAGGAUUAUUAUGCAGAUGAAGUUGGAUUUUUAUCUCCCAACCAGUUGCAGGUUGAUCAGUUAUAUGCUGGAGAGGUAGGUUAUCUUUCAGCUUCCAUACGAUCAGUGGCAGAUGCUAGGGUUGGUGAUACUAUUACACAUCACGGUAGAAAGGCAGAAAAAUCGCUUCCCGGAUAUAAGGAGGUUACACCGAUGGUUUUCUGUGGCCUGUUUCCUGUUGAUGCUGACCAGUUCCAAGAGUUGCGUGAUGCUUUAGAGAAAUUGCAACUUAAUGAUGCUGCUCUAAAGUUUGAGCCAGAGACCUCAAGUGCCAUGGGAUUUGGCUUUAGAUGUGGGUUUCUUGGUCUUCUUCAUAUGGAAAUUGUUCAGGAAAGACUGGAACGCGAGUACAAUUUGAGUCUGAUAACCACAGCCCCAAGUGUGGUUUACAAAGUCAUUUGCGUAAAUGGUGAUACUGUUCAAUGUUCGAAUCCAUCCUUACUUCCUGAAGCUGGAAUCCGAAAGUCAAUUGAAGAGCCAUAUGUUAAGAUUGAGUUGCUCACGCCAAAAGAAUACAUUGGUGCACUUAUGGAGCUUGCCCAGGAUCGGAGAGGUGAAUUUAAAGAACUUAAGUUCAUUACUGAGAUCAGAGCAUCGAUUAUCUACGAGUUACCCCUGGCUGAGAUGGUAGGCGACUUCUUUGAUCAGCUAAAGUCUAGGAGUAAAGGCUAUGCUAGCAUGGAGUAUUCCUUUAUUGGGUACAAACAGAGCGACUUGAUAAAGCUUGACAUUCAAAUCAAUGGGGAACCGGUGGAGCCUUUAUCAACUAUAGUGCACAAAGACAAGUCUUAUGCUAUUGGAAGGGCGCUUACUCAAAAACUGAAGGAACUAAUACCCAGACAAAUGUUUAAAGUGCCAAUUCAGGCAUGCAUAGGCACCAAAGUGAUUGCUAGUGAAGCUUUGUCUGCAAUCAGGAAGGAUGUUACUGCCAAAUGCUACGGUGGAGACAUCACAAGAAAAAAGAAGCUACUGAAGAAACAGGCCGAGGGAAAGAAAAGAAUGAAGGCAAUCGGUAAGGUUGAUGUACCCCAAGAAGCAUUUAUGGCUGUAUUGAAACUGGAAAAAGAGGUACUGUAAUUUGCACCCGUAAAUAGAAGAAAAAAAGAUUUAAGUUAUAUCAAACCAAUUUUUCUUCGAUGAAAAAAAGACGAAUCUAUACACCGAAAAAGGGUAGAAGCUCUAACUCCUGUAUCUCGGUCUUACGGGAAGAAAUAUUUAAAUGGGGUGUUGUAAAAAUUGAUAAUUGACCUCGAGAAAGAGUACGAUCAUGUACUUGUGCUCGUUGGUUGGAUUCUGUUAAUAAAAUCACGUGAUUGUCCAGUUUUGUCACAUCAAUCUGUUCUGUAUUUGUGAAACAUUGAAUUCUGCGUUGAUCAUAUUAUUUGUUUCUUGGCA
This is a messenger RNA of Erythranthe guttata (spotted monkey flower), 2556 nucleotides long. Its product is annotated as Small GTP-binding protein. Gene Ontology annotation, molecular function: GTP binding; GTPase activity; ribosome binding. The record is from RefSeq and is a predicted model, not a curated record. Gene Ontology annotation, biological process: positive regulation of translation. NCBI's taxonomy places the organism in Eukaryota, Viridiplantae, Streptophyta, Magnoliopsida, Lamiales, Phrymaceae.